Molecule: messenger RNA, 5907 nt
Organism: Periophthalmus magnuspinnatus
Lineage: Eukaryota; Metazoa; Chordata; Actinopteri; Gobiiformes; Gobiidae
Gene: unc5a
Product: unc-5 netrin receptor A
Exons: 16
Coding region: 411-3119 (902 amino acids)
Biological process (GO): anterior/posterior axon guidance; netrin-activated signaling pathway
Cellular component (GO): membrane
Molecular function (GO): protein binding; netrin receptor activity
Source: RefSeq, a predicted model, not a curated record
GCAAGCAGAUGUUUUGCCUCUGAAGCCAGUUCUUAGCGCAUUCGGACAAGGUAUUCUCUCAGUGAAUCGUGCAAAGUGACGGCAAAGAGAAGAAACUGCCUCCGGGUUGGGUCUGGAGGAGACAAAGACAGUUUAGUGUUUGCAGAGUGAUUCACAGAAGCGACGAGCGCGAGGCACCACUUCAUUUCCUCCACCUGUGAUGCGUUGUUCUGAGCAACGAGGACGCACGAGCGGGAUACAGAUGGCCACAGAACGGCACGAGGAUAUGUGCUGAGGACAAGAAUUGGGCGUUGUAAAGAAAAGGCGUAAAGUGCCACAGUGGACACUCCUCGGACCUGCGCCAGCCCCGCGCGCUCUGCUCUUUCUCCGCGCUUUGCCUCUUCAAAGUUGGUUGAUUAAACCGCACCAAGAUGCCCUCACUUCUGGGCCCCUUUGUCCGCUCCAGACUCGGCGCUACGCUCCUCGUGGUCUGGCUCCUUCUCGACGGCUUCACCUGUGACGGUUCGGAGCACGCCGCCACGUCCACGCUGCCGUCCUCCUUCACAGACCUGUUUCCUCACUUCCUGGUGGAGCCGGAGGACGAGUUCAUCGUGAAGAACAAACCUGUGACGCUGACGUGCCGCUCCACCCCCGCCACGCAGAUCUACUUUAAGUGUAACGGAGAGUGGGUGCACCAAGACGACCACCUCAUCGAGCGCUCGGUGGAUCCAAACACAGUGCUGCCCGUGAUGCAGGUGACGAUAGAGAUCACCAGACAGCAGGUGGAGAAGGUCUUCGGUCUGGAUGAAUACUGGUGUCAGUGUGUGGCGUGGAGCACUACGGGAACCCAGAAGAGCCAAAAAGCCUACAUCCGGAUCGCUUACCUGCGAAAGAACUUUGAGGAGGAACCACAGGGUAAAGAGGUGGCAUUGGACCAGGAGGUGUUACUGCGCUGCCAUCCCCCCGAGGGAGUGCCACAGGCCGAGGUGGAGUGGCAGAGAAAUGAGGACGUUAUUGACCCAGCGAGCGACCCCAAUUUUUUCAUCACCGCUGACCAUAAUCUCGUCAUCAAAAAGGCGCGGCUGGCGGACACGGGCAACUACACAUGUGUGGCCAAAAACAUCGUGGCUCGCCGCAAGAGCACGUCAGCCACGGUCCUGGUCUACGUCAACGGCGGCUGGUCCACGUGGACUACCUGGUCGUCCUGCAGCGCCGUGUGUGGGCGGGGCUGGCAGAAGAGAAGCCGAAGCUGCACCAAUCCCACGCCCCUGAAUGGAGGGACUUCCUGUGAUGGGCAGAGCGUCCAGAAAAGUGCCUGUGUGGCCACCUGUCCAGUGGACGGAGGCUGGAGCGAGUGGAGCAAAUGGUCAGCGUGUGGGGCAGACUGCUCCAUGUGGAGGACCAGAGAGUGCACCCAGCCCACACCUGGCACGGGGGGCAAAGACUGCCAAGGCCUCGACAUCCAGUCCCUCAACUGCACCAGCGAGCAGUGCCCCCAGACUGUGAGUGGAGCUGAAGACGUGGCGCUGUACGUUGGCAUGGUGGCGGUGGCGUUGUGCCUGACGCUGCUCCUGAUCGUGGUGGUCCUGGUGUAUCGCAGGAAGAAGGAGGGUCUGGACGCCGAUGUGGCCGACUCGUCCAUCCUCACCACUGGCUUCCAGCCGAUGGGCAUCAAGCCCAGCAAGCCAGAAAAUUCCCAUUUGCUCACGAUCCAGCCUGAUCUAACCACAACCACCACAAGUUAUCAAGGCACGCUGCGAUCCCGGCACGAGGGAACGGGGAAGUUCUCCAUGUCCAACGGCCCGCUCUUGGACCCGCUCCCGAACGGCUCACACACGCUGCACAAUGGGAAGCUAAACCAGGACCACGCAGAGUUUGUGAGCCGCUUGACCACUCAAACCUACUUCAAAACACUGCCUCGGGACAUCGCCAAUGCCUCCUAUGGAACGUUUAACUUUCUGGGAGGAAGGCUGACCAUUCCCAACACAGGAAUCAGCCUGCUCAUCCCUCCUGAGGCCAUCCCCAGAGGCAAGAUCUAUGAGAUUUACCUCACCGUGCAGAGAAGAGAAGAUUUAAGGCUGCCCCUGGCCGGCUGCCAGACUCUGCUGAGUCCAGUUGUGAGCUGUGGUCCUCCGGGGGUGGUCCUCAGUCGCCCUGUGAUCCUCAGCAUGGACCACUGCUCCGACGCAUGCCUGGACAACUGGGCUGUGCGACUCAAGAAGCAGAACUAUGACGGUGCCUGGGAGGACGUCCUGCUGAUGGGCGAGGAGCCGGUGGCAGAGCCCUAUUAUUGCCAGCUGGAGGCGGAGACGUGCCGGCUGUUUGCGGAGCAGCUGGGCACCUUCGCUCUGGUGGGAGAGUCUCUUCACAUGGGUGCUGCCAAACGCCUCAGACUGGUGCUGUUCUCAGACGCCUACUGCUCCACACUAGAGUACAACAUCCGGGUGUACUGCAUGGAUGAUACGCAGGAUGUGUUCAAGGAGGUGAUGGAGAUGGAACGGCAGCUCGGUGGGCGCCUGAUUGACGAACCCCACGUUUUGCUUUUCAAAGACAGCUACCACAACCUCCGCCUUUCCAUUCACGACAUGCCCCAGGCGCACUGGAGGAGCAAACUGUUGGCGGGAUACCAGGAGAUCCCCUUCUACCACAUCUGGAACGGGUCCCAGCGGUACCUGCACUGCACGUUCACUCUGGAGCGCCUGAGCUUGAGCACCUGCGAGCUCACCUGCCAGCUGUGCGUUUGGCAGGUGGAGGGGGAGGGCCAGACGUUCAGCCUCGACUUCAACAUCGCCAAGGACACCCGGGCCCUGGACUCAGAGUUUAUGCUCAUGGACAGCAGCAGCACAGCCCUGGCCGGUCCCAGCGCCUUUCAGAUCCCGUACCUCAUCAGACAGAAGAUCUGCAGCAGCCUGGACGCCCCCUGCCCCAACGGAGCUGACUGGAGAAUGCUGGCACAGAGACUUAAACUGGAGAGACACAUGAGUUUUUUUGCAUCCAAAGCAAGCCCCACCUCAGUGAUCCUGGACCUUUGGGAGGCGCAGCAUUUCCACAGCGGCAACAUCAACCAGCUGGCCACCGUCAUGGCCGACAUCGGCAAACAGGAAGCCAUGAUAUUCCUGGUCUCAGAUGGAGAGUGCUAACCCAAAAACUGUUGGAACUAUUGUUUAAAUGGGGAAAUGUUCAAGUCAAAGUAAGUGUAAUGCCCAAAUGUCUUCACUUUUGAAGACUCAAUGCUUUUGUAGGGAUUCCCUGCCAUAACAGAACAAGCAUUUUAAAGUAACCAAAUGGUCAAGUCUGUUGUGUCAAAAGUGUAUUCAUGAAACCAGUUCAGUAACAAAUAUAUUUCCACCCUCAAAACGCCAUUCAAACAUCCUGAGGAGCCUUCUGAAGAGUAGAGUAACUUGCCUUUUAAAAAAGCUAUAUCGAGCAAUAUGCAAAGUCAUAUAUUUUCUAUGGCCAAUACAAUACUGCAAAUUAAAUGACAUUAAGAAAGGAUGAGGCGUUCAGGUUUUAGAUGAGUUAUGCAACUGGCAGUUUAUCCUGAAUCACUGUUUUUACAGAGGUCACGAGGGUCUGUGAACCACCUCACCAACACGGCUUUAGCUGCAGCUCUCACUCAUUUGUCAAAGAUGCUUGUCUCUGCUUUAGUGCAUCUGUUUUUGAAUGUCCCAUGAUUGUUGCUACGGUAACGUUGUGAUCUGAGCUAAUACUUUUAGUGCUGCUGUCGUGUAUUUUGUAUUCAACAUCAAAUUUAACAUUGAUGACAAAAUAUCUCCAAAUUAUGUUCAGACAAUUCUCAAAUUACCUCUGUUGUAGAAUCCUAUUACUUGUGGGCUAUUACUGCUUCUUUAAGUGGUCAUAAUAUUAUGGUUCAUGGCUCUAUAAAAGAACACUAAAUGUUGUCAAAAACACUUCACAUGUGUGAAUUUUGUCAGAGCAGAAAAUAAACCCUACCUUCUACAAAUAAUAAAGCACUUGCUCCACUCGAGUGCCAACAAUUUCCUUCAAAUGAAUUGAGAUGAGAUGAUUUGGUUUGAAGCCUAAAGCCAUGUUGGGGGGUUGGGGAGGGGCUCGAUUUGUGGCAAAAGCUUAUUUCCACAUCAGAGAAAAUGCCUAUCUCUCAAGAAAAUUCAAGUGUCUCAUUCAUAACGUCACGGCGGUGCUCACAAAAGAUGCUUUGAAAGUCCUUUUCAACAAGUUAAUUUGGAAAAGGAAAAGCGAAAAUAAUCCCGACUUCUCAGUCACCACGGCGACCGCACUUGUCCAAUAUUCAAGGUUUUCUGUCAGAACACUCGUCUGCUCGCUGUCCAGUGACUCCUUUGAGAAGGUCUGAGCAAUCCUAAACUAGCCAUAGCUCUUUGUCUGUCUCAGGGUUGCAUGUGAAGUGUCUGUUCAGUAGAAAGAGCCUUCAGUGACGUCCCAGCUUUAGUUCACCUUCAUCACGCCACAAAGAUUGUCUGAUAUCGGGAAUGUACAAGUUUCAUGUCAUGGGAGAAAACCUUACACCAUUUCCUUUAAGUUGCUUUUUUAUGCAAUCUCACUUUUAUAAUGAUUUAAACUACCUUGAGCAUUUUAUUAAUGUUGUGGAGAUGCCAUUAAAAUAAAGGUGUCCACUUUCCUAACGAUGCCCUGGGUCCAUAAAGUGCUGUUAUCGCCCAAACUAAAACUUUCCAUGAAAAUGAACUGUCACGUUUAAAAUGUAAAUACUUUUUAUAUAGCAGCCGUGAGCUGUCACUUUGCAUAUUGUAUAUCAGCGAAUUGGUAACCAAAGUCCACCACAUCCUCCCUUUUCCAUUCUCAUGCCACAGUAAAGAGUAAACAGCUGUUCAUUUCUGUCUCUAGACACUUUGUGUGUGCAGGAAUCUGUUUAUUUUACGACUUUGUAAAGAAAUGUAUAUUAUAUUUUAAUAUGAAGCCAAAAAAAGACACUUAAGUGGCGCAGCAUUUGUCAAGUCCAGUUGUGACGUGUUUGCCUAUAUCCUGUUCUUUGGCGAGCGGUGAAGACUCUCUGCAGUGUUAAGGAUUUAGAGACUGUUUUACAACUUUCUACACAUUUCAUUGCGUCCUUACUCUGUAUAUGUCUGAUAAUUUGUAUAACUGUUAGCAUCUACAGCCCAAUGCUUCAUGAGUCACUGCUGGGACUGUGUGAGCUAAAGGACUGGAUGCCGACAGCAGCGACGCAGCAGAAGUCUGCAGCCGUGGCAGAUGUACAGUCAAGACUGUGUGUUAUCGCCCCUGUCACUGUCUUGGAUGUGUUGUCUAAGCACAUUUAAGUAAUGUAAUUCACCAGCCUCUGCUCACGUCCCACACGCUCUGCUCAGACUCAUCAAACCUGGGCAGGAACACGUCACUUUGCUUUUGUUUAAGGGGUCGUCAUCUCACUGCAGUGUGGGGGAACAAUCCAUCUCACGCUUUUGUCUGCUGUGUGUCAUUAAUAUCCAGUGUCUAUGAUGUGUGUUUGAGGGAGUUUGGGUUUGUGCCAAGCUCUGGUCACUGACAAACUAAACUUUUCUAGUUUUGAAGUCAAAUCAGUAUGUUCUGUAUCUGUGGAUGUUUCUCUUCUGUUCCAGGUUCAUGUUUCUUGCCUUUCUGCAAGUCAAAAAUGCUGUAUUUAUUACAUGCCACAGCGCUUAUGCAAUUGUAUAAUCCUGUUCUGUUUUUUUAUUUGUUUUUUAACCUUUUGUGUUUCUUAUCGUUGAUGUAAAUUGUUGUCAGAACCUUUUGUGGCAAUGGAAAAACUUCUGCUAAAGGAGAUUUUCUGUACCUUUUGGACAAUGAUAUGGAUUUGUGGGUAGAAUUUUGAAAAUUCGUUUCUAAGUGCUUUCAAGUAUUUACUUGGCCUUAUGUAUAUAUCUAUCUAUGACAUUUCAGAAAGGUAUGUAUAGUAAUUCAACCUGAAAUUGGUGUAAAUAAAUUAUAUAUUGUUAC